UAUUUUAUACAAGGUUGUCAACUUUUUUGGGUGUGAAAUGGCUCAGCUGAAAGAAUUAAAAGCCAGUCGGGGCUAUGUUAAAGGGGCGAUUAGUCGAAUCGAGACAUUCUGCACCUCAGAAGAGUUUUCAACAGCAACACUUGAAGUGCUCAGUCAAAAAAAGGACAGGUUGCUUAAGGCCUUUAACGACUACGAAUCAUAUAAUCGAGCUAUCCUUGCCGUUGAGUCGGAGGAUACUGAAUCUUACGAAUUAUAUGAAACUAAGUGCGAUUUAUGCCUCGCGAUGAUAAAUACGCGAGUGCAGCCUGCAACACUACCUGCGGCACAGCCUGCUACAUCUACAUCUUCCGAGCUAGGAUCAGGUAAGUUUAAAAAACUUCCUUUCAUUAAUAUUAAAACUUUUGAUGGCCAGAGUGUGAUGGACUAUCAUCCAUUCAUUAAUAUGUUUAAGGCAGUCAUUGAUAUGGAUGCAAACCUGAGUUUCUGCGAAAAACUGUACUAUUUGCGGUCGUUUUUGGCAGGAGGAGCUUUAGAUUUGAUAAAGCAUUUAAUGCUUACUGGUGAAAACUAUGAGGUAGCUUUAAAACUCCUUAAUGAUAGGUACAAUAAUAUACCUAAAAUUGUAAGUUUUCAUGUAAAUAGCAUUCUUGACAUGCCAGUUUUGACAAAAUGUACAGCUUCUGGGCUGCGUUCAAUAGUGUCAACUGUAAAUAUGCAUCUUGCAGCAUUGAAAAACUUGAAUGAAAAGGUUGAGUUCUGGGAUACUAUAUUGGUCAAUAUUUUGUCUAGGAAGAUUGAUUCCUACACUUACCGUGGAUUUUAUCUUGAGCGUGGUUUGCAGGAGGUUCCUAAAUUGUGUGAAUUGCUUACUUUCCUAGAAAAAAGGGCUAUUGCAUUGGAAGCCACAAUGAGGGAGGAGCCUAAGAAGAGGGAGAAUUCGGUUGUGAGUGCUGCAGCUGCUACUGGAGUUUCAUGUAAGUAUUGCCAAGAUACUCAUAAAAUAUAUGAAUGUGCUAAGUUUAAGUUGCUCCCUUAUGAGCAGAGAUGUGAGUUUGUUGAUGAAAACAACUUGUGUAAAUUGUGUCUCAAUGGUCAUCGAGGUAGGUGUUUAAUGAGAUUAAAAUGUGCAACAUGUCAUGAAUUACACAACACUCUGUUGCAUUCGCCAAAUAAAGGUAAGGUAACGAAUGUUUCCUUAGCUGAUGAACCCUCUCUGAAUGUAAAGGAUAAUUCCAAAUCUGAUGAUUGUUGCUUGCCUACCGACUUAUCCAGAAAUGUGAGUUUGUCGGCUAGACCUCGGAAUGCAAGUGUAUUGCUUCCGUCUGUAAUUGUGAAGUUGAAGAAAAAAGAUGGUACUUUUACUCAUGCUAGAGCACUUCUAGACUCUUGCUCACAGAUACAUUUUGUAAGUGAGAAACUGAUUAAGGAAGUAGGUAUUUGCACAUAUGAUACUGAUGAGGUAGUGACUGGUGUAUGUGAAAGAGACAAUAAUAUUGCACAAAAGGCUGAUUUAGUUGUUUACUCUACUGUGGGUAAUUUUAAGGUUGAUGUGUCAUGCUGUGUGACAAGGAAGAUUACUUGUGCCCUUCCACAGCAAACAUUUGACAUUUCUCAGUUUAAUAUACCAUCCUAUGCCCAGUUGGCUGAUGAGAAGUUCAAUGAAUCAAAUGAGAGUUCACUAUUAUUAGGAGCCGACGUCUUUUUCCAGGUGUUCGAGUAUGUGUGCCGGCAGCUGACACCUGUGGGUCCAUAUUUGGUGAAGACGAGGUUCGGUCAUAUUGUAGGCGGGGGGCUGCCCUUCCCUGCCGGCAAGAAGUCGAUAAGUAACUAUUGUGUUACAACUAAAGGUAAUCCUUUCCAUUUUAAUGUAGCUGAGGAUGAUUUACAACCACCCUUCCCAUGUGCUAAACAAAGUGAGGUUUGUUUACUGUCAAAUGAUUGUCAACCUUCGGAAGAUAUUGUUGAUAUAAUGUCCAAGUUUUGGGAUUGUGAAAAGGUACCUGAUAUCAUUAAGGAAACAGGUACAGAGGCUGAGCAGGCUGAACAGAUUUUUCUGGAGUCGGUUAAAUUAGAAAAUGACAAGUUCACUGUGGCCAUGCCUGUGAAGGUUGAGUUGGAUAAGUUAGACUUAGGUGAUUCUUUUAGUUGCGCCUUGCAACGAUUUUUUAAUUUAGAAAAACGGUUUUUACGGGAUCUAGAAUUGAGUAAAAAAUAUAAAAAAUUCAUACAUGAUUACAUAGACCAAGGUCAUGCUAAAUAUUUUGACAUGUCUACUUAUGACUUAAGUGCAGGUAAUGUCAUGUUUCUGCCCCACCACCCUGUAAUUAGCUCCAGUAAAACGACACCUGUUAGGGCUGUUUUUGAUGCUGGCGCUGUCACAAAAAAGGGUAUAUGCUUAAAUGACAUUUUAUUAAAUGGUCCGGUGGUUCAAAAGGAUCUCUUUGAAAUUCUGAUUUUGUUCAGAACUUUCAAGUAUGUAUUAUUGUGCGACAUAAAGGCUAUGUAUCGCCAAAUUCUAAUUGAGGAUAAGUAUCGUUGCUUGCAAAAUAUUUUGUGGCGCGAUUCUCCGGACGACUCAGUCAAAUGUGUACAGUUGCAGACAGUGACGUAUGGUUUGAAGAACUCUGCGUUCUUGGCAUGUAGGUGUUUGUUGGAAUUAGCUCAGAGAUACGAGAGUCAAUAUCCUUUGGCUUCGUUUGUGUUAAAGCACACGUGUUAUGUUGAUGAUAUUCAGUGCGGUUCUAAUGAUUUGAAUGAGCUUAUCCAGAUGAAAAAGGAGUUGGUUGAUUUAAUGAAGUUGGCUAGUUUGUCUCUUCACAAAUGGUGCUCUAAUAACCAAGAAAUUUUAAGCGACAUACCGGUUGAAUUUCAUCAACUCGAUAGUAGGAGCUUUGAUAAAAAUAAUGAAUAUGUUAAAACUCUUGGAUUGACAUAUGACGUCAUUACCGAUACUCUUAACAUGCAGUGUCCUGUUAAAGAGGUUCAAGAAAAGUACACGAAGCGUCAGAUGCUUAGCUUCAUAAGUAAAUUUUUUGAUCCUUUAGGAUUAUGUGGCCCUGUGUUAGUGCAGGCAAAGAUACUGAUGCAACAGGUUUGGUUUGAAUCGUUGAAAUGGGAUGAGUUUUUACCUCAAGGUCUUAACCAAAAGUGGGUUGACUUUGCCAAUAGCUUAGUUCAAAUGUCUUGCAUAUCGAUAGCUAGAAAUAUCAAUGUUCAAGGAGCACAAUCGUUAGAAUUAGUGGGAUUUUCUGAUGCUUCUAAUGCUGCUCAUGGUUGUUGUUUGUACUUACGUGUCAUUGAUGCUGACAACAAGGUUUCGGUGAAUCUUUUGUGCUCAAAAUCGCGCAUCAAUCCCAAGGCUAAAUCCUUGACUAUCCCAAAAUUGGAACUGAAUGGUGCCCUGCUACUUGCUAUUCUAGCUCGGAAGGUGUAUACUGCUCUGUCCUUAAAAUACUCAGUGAGCGCUCAUCUUUACAGUGACUCCAUGAUUUUGCUAGCUUGGUUAAAAACAUUACCGGUAAAGCUUAACAUGUACGUAGGUAACAGAGUUGAUAAGAUUAAUAAGUUAUCCUCCGGCUUUGAAUGGCAUUAUGACAACUGAUACUUUUUUAGGGUGUCUUAAAAGAUUUAUAGCUCGUAGAAAUAAACCUACUAAAAUAUAUUGUGAUAAUGCGGCCUAUUAUAAAGGCGCAGAAAAUGUUCUUAAGGAAUUGUAUGACCUUCAAAAUUCUACUAAUCAUCAAGCAUCUGUGGUUGACUUUUCUAGUUCUGAAAGAAUAGCCUUUCAUUUCAUUCCUUCUUAUUCCCCAGUUUUUGGUGGUCUGUGGGAAGCAGGUAUUAAAAGUGUUAAAUAUCACAUGAAACGUGUAAUUGCUAAUACAGUGUUUACCUAUGAGCAAAUGUACUCGACUUUGGUUCAGUUUGAAGCCAUUUUGAAUUCUAGGCCGUUGACCCCAAUGUCUAGGGAUCCUAGCGAUAUGACCUAUUUAACUCCUGGACAUUUUCUCACCGGUAGUCCACUGACAUCUUAUCCAGAAACGGAUAUUACAGAUGUAAAUGUAGGUAGGUUAAGUUUUUGGAAACAAUGUGUUCAAUUGCAACAACAUUUUUGGAAGCAAUGGCAUAAGCAAUACUUGGUUAUGCUGCAGAGUAGACCAAAGUGGAGAAAUGAGUCUCCUAACUUAGAAAUAGGCAAUUUAGUUUUGUUGAGGGAAGAUAAUACCUCUCCAUUGUGUUGGCCAGUAGGUCGAAUUGUUGAUGUUCAACCUGGUAAAGAUGGUAAGGUUCGAGCCUUGCAUGUAAAAAACGCAAAGGGUUUCAUUGUUAAAACGAGUGUUACCAAGGUGUGUCCCUUACCAAUUGAUUAUAGUUAGGUAAACUGCUUUGUUUAUUUGUUAAAUUUAAUGAUAAUGCAGGAGUUAGUUAGCAUUAAAUUUUUGUUGUUUUUUAACAUUGUAAUUGUUGUUUUUUGGCUUGGCCCCCAACAUGUUCAUAACCGAACA
Cydia strobilella is the source of this 4502-nucleotide messenger RNA. RefSeq lists its product as uncharacterized. The record is from RefSeq and is a predicted model, not a curated record. Gene Ontology annotation, biological process: DNA integration. The transcript has 2 exons. Gene Ontology annotation, molecular function: nucleic acid binding. Bases 38 to 3601 code for a protein of 1187 amino acids. Lineage: Eukaryota; Metazoa; Arthropoda; Insecta; Lepidoptera; Tortricidae.